AUGGCCGCCAGAUCGCGGACGCAACCUGCAACUGCAACUGCAAGAGGGCGGAGGCAGACCACAGCCUCGCUGCCGUUGGACGUGCUGGUGGACAUCGCGGCACGCAGCGACCCGGCCACCCUUGUGCGCUGCGCCGCGACGUGUGUCGACAUGCGUUGCCGCGUCAAGGAGUACAUCCGCCUCCGUGGCCGCCUCCGCCUCCGGCAUGGCGACCGCUUCGUGCUCCCCCUCCUGCGCGGCCAUCUGAUCCGCGGGCACCAUCGGAAGAAGGAGUUGUUCCUGGUGGACACCGCCGCUGCGGACGACACCACAAUGCACAGGGCCACCACCAUCAGCAGCGUCCCCCUCGCGUCGCGCGAUGGACUCGUCCUCCUCCUCGUUGACGGAGAGCUCCGCGUUUGCAACCAGGUCACUGCCACCAGCCAGACCCUGCCACCUGAACCUGCCUUCCCUGUGAGUGUGAGCAGCGUGCCGGCUAGGGAGAUAAGUUAUGUCUUGGUCGUCGGGGGCGAUAACGAUGAUGGUGCCAUCGCCGUUGGCUGGCAUUUUCAAGUGGUCAUGGCAUAUCUAGACGUGUCACAGCACCGCCGCAACCUGCAGCUCCAAACUUUCUCGUCGGAGCGCGGCACGUGGGGCCACUACACCGAGAUCCGGGCUCACAACCUGCAGGGCAGCCGCUUGGAAGGAGGCCUCGGCAGGACCCUAAUCGUCGGUGGUGCUAUGCACUGGUUGUGCAGGACCAACACCGGGGCCUAUGUCCUCAAGCUCCUUGACAAAACAACACACGUGUCAGCGACGAAGCUCCCUGAAUGCUUCCCCCGGGACUGGUCACACCACCGACUCUUGGCGACGCCGGUGGCGGGCGGGAGCCCCAUUGUGCUCACCACGGAUGGCGACAAGAUAUUUGCUUGGGCGCAGUCGAAGCAAACGGCCAAGUGGCAAGAACGACCACAGGUGGUGAUUGAGACGCAGGCAAUGUUGCGGUUCAUCGACAAGGCGGGCGGAAGCAGGCCGCCGUGGACGGGACGGGGCCUUAAUGUACUGUGGUUUGGUGAGCGGAGCGGCACCGUGCUCAUCAAUUCAUACUGGGGUUUUUUCUGGCUUGACCUGCGGUCUAUGAAGAUUGUGAGGUGGUUCUGGGAUCGCGAUAUCCCGUACAUUGACGAGAAUAUCGGCUAUGAGAUGAAUUUGGCGGAUUGGGUUCCAACAUUCAGUAGUACUUUUUGA
Triticum urartu is the source of this 1227-nucleotide messenger RNA. RefSeq lists its product as uncharacterized. Lineage: Eukaryota; Viridiplantae; Streptophyta; Magnoliopsida; Poales; Poaceae. The record is from RefSeq and is a predicted model, not a curated record.